Sesamum indicum (sesame) is the source of this 3574-nucleotide messenger RNA. RefSeq names its product protein ALTERED PHOSPHATE STARVATION RESPONSE 1. The record is from RefSeq and is a predicted model, not a curated record. Lineage: Eukaryota; Viridiplantae; Streptophyta; Magnoliopsida; Lamiales; Pedaliaceae.
CAGGUUUGGCCUUAUAAGGUGUAAAAUUGAAUAUAGAUGUCAAUUCCAAGUUCAAGCCCUAAAUUGCAUUUAUGCGAGGGCGAGGGAGAAGGUUAAAGAAGGCGGGGGCUGAUAAUUUUGUUAUUCAGACUAAUAAUUCCAAGUAAAUGGAGUACACCACAUACCAAACUAAGAAAUAAAAAAUCUUACAUAAUUUUGAUGUGUGUCUUAACCUUUUCACAGAGGAAUCUUUGGAGGAUGGUAAUUUAGUUUAUCUUCUCACAAUCAUAUCACCAGUACUAAAACACACAUUACGUAUUUGAGUGGAGUAGUAACAAAUUUCCAAGAUGUUUUCUAUGUGCAGGGACGCAAUGGCCAUUUUGAUAUUAAAGCAGCAGCAGCUACUGCAUGACAGUCAAGUCAUCUACUAGUUAAUGCUGAAUUAAGAGCAGCCUAUAAACUCACAACAGACAUCCACUAUUCCUCUUCUUUGUAGUAAUUACGAGCUUAGCUGUUAACAGAAACCAAACAAUGACAUUAUAUUGUCAACUGAACACCUCCUCUCUCUCUCUCUCUCACACACACACACACACCCCAAAAUGACCAGUAGGACUGAGCUCAAUGUGGCUCCCAGUGAAUUCUGUGCUAAAUUUUACAGCUGCUGACUGACUUGUAUUUCUUUCUCACUCUUCCUCAGAUGGGAAUUGGAAUUUAAUUUUUCACAGGUUGUACUCCACACUUCACACACACACAAUUCUGUAGAGAAAAACCGUACACACUCACUUCACAUUACCAAGCACAAGAAUGCCAUCAUCUCCUCCUCGAGCCCCGACCCUACUUAACCACCAUCCUCCCCCAAUGCAAACACCUUAGAUUCCUCCCUCUCUGCUUCACGACUAUUACCAUCUUUCAACUCUGUUAAUCUGGUGAAAUAUUAUCACAUGCCUUCAUUGUGUUGCACAAGGCAAUGGUAAAAUCAUAACAAUAAAGCCGUGUAUCUUUUCACUUCUCUUCACAGGUUUUCUCCUACCCCCUUGAGCGUAUGAACAUCUCUUUUCUUAGCAAAAGAGAUGGCUAUAUGGGUCGUUUUCUGUAAAGCCAUUUUUGUCUCUGUGGGCAAAAUCCUCUUUGAAUCAUCUCUAAGAGGUUGAAAUGUUUUUCCUCUAAAUCUCUUAAAAUACCUGUAAAAGUCUGGAGAAAAAAAUGUAUCUUGGCAAAAGACCACCAGUUUUAUCAGUUCCAGGCAUAUUUGAGCCACCUUUCUUGAUGUUGUAGCCCACCUUUUUAGAGCUGACCCAAGCUCCCUCAUUGAAAAAGAAACAUGGGAUGCGUGGCCUCAAGGCUACUAGUAGAAGAAGAAGAAGUAGUUUCCAUCUGUAGAGAAAGGAAAAAUCAACUCAAGUUAGCUGUGGAGAGAAGAUAUGCUCUGGCAGAUGCACACUAUAGGUACUGCCAAUCCUUAUUUGGAGUCUCUGCUGCCAUAAAUCUCUUUGUUGCUCGCCAUUCUUCACCUCCUUCACCAUUUUACAUCACUUUCCCUCCCCUUUCUCCACCACCCUGUACUCCCAAAGAAAAUGUGGUUUCUAACCCUUUGUUUCUUCAGCAAACCCCUUCUGAACCCACCAAGGAGGCCAUUGUUUGUGAGUCAUGCAGUAGUUCCACUAGUUCAGACUAUUCUGAGGAAGACUGCAAGGAGAAUAACCAGAAAGUAGAACAAGUAUGUGGGUAUUUUUACAUGGAUAUGCCUGAGGCAGUGGCUUCACCUUCACCUUCACCCCAGAGAGAUUUUGGGUGGGAUUUCUUUAACCCUUUUGCCAGUGCAACAAGGUCAGAAGUAAUUAGUGUUUAUAAUAGGAUUUCUGAGGAGGAUUUGAGGGUGGUGAGAGAACAAGAAGGCAUCCCAGAACUUGAAGAUGAAGAAAGAAAAAAACACUUAGUGUGGAGCAGGAGCAUGAGGUUGAGGUGGUGAAAGCAGUGGAGAGUGCUAAGGGGAGCCAGGGGGAGCAGCAAGAGAAGGGACUGAUUGAUACACCAGUGAGAGGGAGGGAGUUCUUGGAAGCAUUGAAAGAUAUUGAAGACCAUUUCAUCAGGGCUUAUGAUUCUGGAAAAGAAGUUUCCAGGAUGUUAGAGUGCAACAGAGUGCAUUUGCACUCUAACAUGGAGGAAAUUAAAGAGAACUCGACGAAAUUAAUUCAGGCUAUCACAUGGCGCUCUGCUUCUUCUCGUUCAUCAUCAUGUAAGAGUUUAGUAGCAUCUGGUCUGAAAAGCUCUUCCACGUGGAUAGAAUUUAGCAACCAACUCUUUGAUGAUUAUGGAGGAAUGGCUUCCGGAAGCCAUUCACUAACGCUAGGAAGGCUGUAUGCCUGGGAAAAGAAACUCUAUGAAGAAGUUAAGGAAGGAGAUAGCAUCCGGAGAGCUUACGGAAAGAAAUGGAACCAACUUGUAAACCAAGAUGCUAGAGGAGAUGAAGGGUUUGCACUGGACAAAACCAGAGCAGCAGUCAAGGAUUUAUAUAGCAGGAUCAUUGUAUCAAUUCGAAGUGCUGAAACAAUUUCAACAAAAAUUGAGAAACUGAGAGAUGAAGAACUGGAGCCGCAAAUAAAGGAAUUACUUCAAGGUAUGAUGAGAACUUGGAAAAUUAUGUUGGAGUCUCAUGAAAUCCAGAAUAAGAUUAUAUCUGAAGUCAAAACUUUUACCUGCCCAUCUUAUCGAAAAUUCUGCAAUGAAUCUCACCGGCUAGCAACGCUUCAGCUUGAAACCGAGCUUGUCAAUUGGCGUGCUUGCUUUGCUGAAUACAUUGCUGCUCAGAAAGUAUAUAUUGAGGCCCUUCUUGGAUGGUUAUCUAAGUUUGUUGCUCCAGAGGUCGAAUUUUACUCCAGGGACAGGGCUUCUGCUCGGCCUAAUCGAUUCAAUGGGCCCCCACUUCUCAUAGUUUGCCUUGAUUGGUUGGAUUCCAUGAACGUGUUACCAGAAAAGGCAGUUUCGUUAGCAAUGAAAAGCUGUGUUAAGGAUGUGAGGGCUUUGUGGCUUCAGCAAGGAGAGGAACAGCUACAAAAGCGGAAAGUUGAUAGCCUGUCCAAAGAACUAGAUAAAAAGAUUUUGGCGUUCCAGAAGGCUGAGAAUAGGAUUUCUGAGUUUAGGGUCACUGACAAAAAUGCAGAUGGGCAGAUAGAGGAUCGCGUGGAUUCUUUAACAGAGAGGAAGAAUAUGCUGGAGAAUUUCCGUAGAAGGGUUGAUUUGGAGAAGGAAAAACAUCGUAAAUGCAUGGAAGAAACAGAAAGGAUAAUCCUAAAUGGUUUCCAGACGGGGUUUGGUGGGCUUUUCGAGUCUAUUACAGAAUUCUCCAGUGCUGCUUUUAAAAUGUAUACUGGCCUCGCCACCACUGAGAACUUGGAGAAAGUUGGGAAACCACCUUACAUGGUAGAUGGGGAAGCCCAAGAAAUUUGCAGCAAAUGAGAUAAAAUGCUUCUAUGGAUGUUUUUGCUGUACCUUUGCAGGGUCUAAGCUUCAAAUGUUGUAAAUCAGAAACUGUCGAAGAAACUCGCUGAGACAUAGCUUAUUCAUCAAUUACUUUGUCAUUGGCAAGUAUUAACAU